AUGUCAAAGCUGUCGGAGCAUCCCGAGCUGUGGCAGAUGCUGCUGCGCAACGACUUCAGCGCAUCGUUUACGCACAGAGCGAUGCUGCUGACAUGGAUGGCCAUGCAUCAACAGUUCCAUCCUCGCCAGCUGUACGUUUUCAAGCGUCGUGAGCAUCUACUGGACUUGGAAAUAGCCCGAAACGAGCUGCAACAACGUGGGGAGCAGGCACGUGAGCAGGAGCGCAAGCAGCGGCGGCUUCGUGCCCUGAACUACUUCCUCGUGCGCUUCGGCCACUGCCUCUUCUGCUUGUCCUUGAUUUCCAGUAGCACGCUCUUGUGGCUUCAGCUCUUGGAGGUUCUGCACACGUCCUUCUACAUCAUCCUUGCCCCGUUCUUUGUCUUUGAGGUCUUCGUGCUGAUCUCGGCGGCCAUCACGUUCACCAUCUACCUUCAGCGCAGCAGCACCGGCUGGACCUUCUACUGGAAUCGCUUGCAGGGCACCGUGAGGUGGUUCCUUCUCCUCAGCUCGCCUUGCGAAUGCCUGAUGGUGCUCAUCUUUGGUUCAGCAGUAGUGCCCCUGACGGCGGCCACUCUUCAGGAGGACCUGAAGCUCCCGUGGCCUUGGUUGAAGUACCUGCCGCCCUUCCUGGCCUUCUGGCUUGCAGCGUUGACGUGUGGUUUAAGCAUCCUGCGACGGCGAUCGUGCUCAUCCAGCUGCAUUGGCUCCAGCUUGUUCUUGUGGAUCCCGCUGGGCCUGUUUAGUACCCUCCUCUUCUUGAGGCUCUCCGUGUGUCCGCAGCUGCCGCCGGUUGUGAUGCUGAUGCCGAUCAUGCUGGUGACGGGUACACUGAUCCUCUUCUCCAGCUUCCUGAGCCUGGCAUCCUUCUGGCUUGGAUGGAGGGGCAGCCGAGACUGGAUGGAGUAUGCGUCCACGACUCUCGUGGUCAUACUGACCGUGUUGCUGCCGCUGCUAUCUGUGCAGCUGGCGCUGGUUGGGUACCUGAGAGGGUUUCUGCCGGUCAACUGGGUCUUUGCUCCCUGGACUAUCUGGCUCUCUGGGCUGCUGGGCUUCACAUUGUGGCAAAGCUUUCUGCCGCUGAAGCCAGCUGCAGCCCCUUUGGACAUACCACGUUACUGGAGGCAUCAGGACUUACAUUCUGAUGCGGAGACGCUGUUACCUCCGUAG
This is a messenger RNA of Symbiodinium natans, 1167 nucleotides long. NCBI's taxonomy places the organism in Eukaryota, Dinophyceae, Suessiales, Symbiodiniaceae. The record is from the annotation of a GenBank genome assembly.